Lucilia cuprina (Australian sheep blowfly) is the source of this 1481-nucleotide messenger RNA. RefSeq names its product lipase 1. Gene Ontology annotation, biological process: lipid metabolic process. Gene Ontology annotation, molecular function: hydrolase activity, acting on ester bonds. The coding region runs from base 79 to 1392 and encodes 437 amino acids. The record is from RefSeq and is a predicted model, not a curated record. Lineage: Eukaryota; Metazoa; Arthropoda; Insecta; Diptera; Calliphoridae. The transcript is spliced from 5 exons.
UUCAAAAAAUAUAAAAAAUUAAAAAAAAGUUUUUGUUUAAAACUCUCAUUUAACGUUUAUGUUCUUUAUUUAGAACAAAUGUUUUUGUUUAAAGAAUUUAGUGUUAAGCACGUGUUAUUGUGUUUUCUAUUAAUAAAUGUUAUCAAUCGCAUAAAUUCUCAAUUCAUUGUUGACGAAGAUGAGGAAGAUAGUAAUGAGGAUGAAACGGAAGAGGAGAAGGCUGAACGUAAAAGUAUUACAGAGGAUUCCUAUUUGACAGUGGAUCAAUUAAUUGCUAAAUAUGGUUAUCCAGCUGAAGUCCAUACAGUCACCACAGAUGAUGGUUACAUUUUAACUAUGCAUCGUAUACGUGGUAAACAAGGCUCUCAGCCAUUCUUUUUACAACAUGGUCUUGUUGAUAGCUCUGCUGGUUAUGUUAUUAUGGGUCCAAACGUAAGUCUUGCCUAUCUACUUGCCGAUCGAAACUACGAUGUCUGGCUGGGCAAUGCACGUGGUAAUCGUUAUUCCCGCAAUCACACCACCCUCGAUCCGGAGGGUAAAAAAUUCUGGGAAUUUAGUUGGCAUGAAAUUGGUAUCUACGAUCUGCCAGCCAUGAUUGACUAUGUACUCAAAACUACCGGUUUCAAGAAGUUGCAAUACGCUGGACACUCUCAAGGUUGUACAGCAUUCUUUGUCAUGUGUUCGAUGAGACCGGAAUACAAUAAUAAAAUUAUAAUGAUGCAGGCCAUGGCACCGGCAGUAUAUGCUAGAGAAACGGAAGAGCAUCCUUAUAUAAGAGCCAUUAAUCUAUAUUUUAAUAGUUUGGUAGGAAGUUCUAUAACGGAAAUGUUUAAUGGUGAAUUUCGUUUUCUGUGUCGCAUGACCGAGGAAACAGAGCGAUUGUGCAUAGAGGCCGUGUUUGGUAUAGUGGGUCGUAAUUGGGCUGAAUUCAAUAGGAAAAUGUUCCCCGUUAUCUUGGGUCAUUACCCCGCCGGUGUGGCCGCCAAACAGGUUAAACAUUUUAUACAAAUUAUCAAAACCGGUAAAUUUGCUCCCUACAGCUAUAGUUCCAAUAAAAACAUGUUGCUAUAUAAGGAACGUGAACCACCACGUUACAAUUUGUCAGCGGUAACAGUACCCACUUAUGUCUAUUAUUCCUCUAAUGAUUUACUUUGUCAUCCGGGUGAUGUGGAGGAUAUGUAUAAAGAUUUAGGUCGUCCCAUCGGCAAAUAUCUUGUGCCUGAAAAGGAAUUUAAUCAUAUGGAUUUCUUGUGGGCUAUAAAUGUUAGAAGAUUGGUUUAUGCCAGAAUGCUGCAAGUAUUAAGUGGUAAGACGACCACUAAGGAGAAACGUGAUAAUGUGAGUGUUUACCCAACGGUGGGUAAGGAAGCUCCGAAAGUGUUAACGGUUUAGAAGUGAAGAACAUAGUGAAAUGGUGGUAUUUUUUUAAUUAUUUAGUUAUUUAAGUAUUUAUUGUUGUAAUUUUAAGUAUUUAUUUUUUU